UCUUUAAUGCUUUAUUCUUGAAUGCAGAGAGUAUGGAAGUAAAAGGGAGUGCUUCAAGCUCACAGCCAUGCAUAGAAAAUAAAUCUAAACUUACUGGAAGUGUAUCAAUUGUACUGUAUAUUUGACAUCAAGAAUACCCAGGAAGAAGGGAAAGUAAAAGACAUAUACAGAAUGUGGAGGAAAAGAGAGAUUAUGGGAAAGGAGGUGAAAAACUAGAAGGAAAUAUAUAGAAAAAGCACACACAUACAUGCACACACAAAAGAAAGAAAACAGAGACCAAGAAGGAUGAAGGGGUGUCAUUGCAAAGGCUAUACCAUGAAUCAUCAUCUGAUCUGAUCUGUCUGUCUGUCAUGACAAAUUUUACCUGAAGCCUAUGAGUAUCGAAUAUGCAAAUUCAACGUGUUUGGCAAGGAAGAAAGCCUCCUCCUGCACAACAAGUAUGAGGUGCCAUCCAUCAAAUUUGAGGCAACCAUACGUCUCAAGAUCAAGACCAAGGCUGAGGCAAAGCUCUGGAUCAAAGAUUUGGAGAGAGCAUCUGCUGUGACUUGGAGAGUCGAUAAGACUUACCCAAUAUGUGGGGGAAAAAAGACACAAAACAUUUAUCGGAUUGACAUGAGGUGUCAACACAGAACAUACUCCAGGUCACCAUCAGCCAAUAAAAAGGCAUCAUCAAAAAACACGUGGUGCCCUGCCAAGAUGUUCCUGGUGGUGAAGCGCACACACAUGGCCAGUGGAAAGGUGUCCCAAUCAACAGAUCAGUAUCUGCAGGAAUUUCCAACCCGAGUGUAUUUGGACUUCCGGCACAACCAUCACUUGCUUUCCCCUGAAUCCCUGAGGAAGAGGGAUGUAUCAGAUGAAACAGUGCAGAAGCUGACAGCACUGUACAAGGCUGGGCACACACCACUGACAGCUCUGGAGGUCAUCAAGCAAGAUCUCCAGGCACACUAUGGGGACCAAUAUGUCUUUGUGUCUUCAGAUCGAUCCAAGUGUCCUGACAAACAGUUUUGUUACCGUCUGUACUACAAGCUUUUCUACCCAAAGUCUCCCAAGCCUACAGGAAAAAAAAUGUUACUGGACCUUCAGAACCACCUCAAGCCUUUCUGUGAGAAGUAUGCAUCUCACUGUGCCAGUAUAGAGAAAACAGAAGAUGAAAAUGUAAUAAUUGCCAUAUGUACACCAACCUCCAAGAAACAGCAGAAUAUGAUGGACAAUGAAGAAAACUUUAGAAAUAAUUAUACUACUUUGUCAGUGCCUCAGCCAAUCCAGCCAUUAGAUAUGGAAGGUUAUGGUAAUCAGCUGCAACUUAUGGAUGACUUUGAGCCUGAGAGUGAGAUAUGCAAUCAGGCUGUCAGACAUUGCCAGGAGAGCCUCAAGGCUGUGUUUGAUGACUUAGUGACAAAGAUAGAGUGUAAUCCUGACAACUUUCUAAAACCCAUCAACAAGUUCAUACAAAGCUAUCAAAAUACAAAAAAGAAUGAAUUAUUGAAUGCUCUAGAAACCUUUGGCCAGUGUUCAGGGAUAGCAAUGGCAGUGUCAAGAACGCUCAGGCAGCAGGUGAGUGGAGGAGAAGGAGGUGAUGCUAAGGAAGAGCUCACCACCAUCAUUUGUCCCAAGAAGAGAAAAGGGAACAGACAAAAAGUAAUCCAGGCACAACACCUCCUGCAGACACCACCCCAGGAGACAAACAGUGACUUUGAUGCUGAACUGCCAGCCCUGCCAACUGUGACUGAGGAUAUGGCAUCUCAUGAGCUUUCCCACCAUGAGAUGUCAGCUGUGCAUGACAUCACUGGUCACAGUAUACCAGUGAUGCAUGAUGUGUCCACUCACUCACCCUCCCACCCAGCCAUUCACCUCCAUCCUGCACAUCUCACCAUAUGUGCUGAACAACAAAGAAGAGCAUAGUCUGUAAGGUAUAAUUAUAGUCACUCUGCUGGAGGUGUCAUGACAUGUUAGGAAAUGCUAUAACAUUUAUGAGUUUUGCUGGAGAAGUGAACCUCUGACACAGCAAACAUAAGGCAAUGACAACCAGAUUUGUUUUGCUCAGUCUCAUGUUUGGAAUGGCAUUAUAUUUUCUGUGAUAUGUUGUUUUGCCACUCACGUACAGUCUUCUUGCUUACCGCUCAGAGGGCUUACAGGAAGGGGAAGACAUAAAACUUUUGAGCCUGCAGAAAGAGGAAAGAAGUAAAUAUGAAAGGAUAAUUCUGAUUCUGAAGUUUUUAGAUCAUACUGUUUCUGAAAUAUGAGAUAAUUCAUAUUUGCUUUGUUCAAUCCCAAGGAAACAUAAGCUAAGUGGAAUUAUUUAGUUGCAAGUCAUGACAAGGGAAGAUCUGAAAAUGUAAUGUUAAGAUGGAGAGGAAUGUAUUGUGAAGAUGUUUGAGCGCUGUCAGUAAGGGAAGUAGAAAAAAAGAAUCCAAGUUUUCUUGUGCAAUAUUGUAUUUUAAUAACAAACACAAGGUUAGAAUAUUUGUAGUUAUUUAGAUUAUUUGCUGCAAAUUAAUAACAUACAUGUGAAUAACAUGGAAAACACAGUUGAUCUGAUAUUCUAAUCUCUUCCAUUCUGAUGCCUGUUCCUGUGAUGAAAGAGAAAGCAUUUACCCCUCUCCAUACACACCACUCUAGCUUCUAUCUUGUAAUACCUUGCAUCCCCACAACCCUCUCAAGCAUUUCAGUUCAGUCCUCUUACUUCAUGAUCACUCCAUAUUUGUAUAUGCCUGUCAGUUUAUUUCUUACCAUUUUUCCCUUAAGAGAUGUGCAACAUUUGGCCACCUGCACACUCCUCAAUUCAUCCUGGACCUAUACACUGAACCUUCUACAUACACUUGUUGCUUAAUCAUCCUUUCUAUUUAAACCAGUCUGAUGACUCAUCUCCAUUGGAUGAGAUAUUGUGACUAAAGCUAGAUGAAAUAUUUUCUGAUCUGUAGAUGAUUAGACUUGAUACAUUGCCAUGAUAAUAGUCAUGUGAAGUACAUAUUAUGAGACAGCUGUGCAUGCUCUAUACUUCACAGUUUAUUGGCCUUAAUCAUCAACAUCUCAAUGCUACACAUUUAAAAGCUGAACAGCAAGUAAAGACAUGUGCUCUCUUACUGUGUUCUGUCCAUCAUGCCACUCACUUGGUGCAAGGAUACCAGCAUGCAGCUUGGAAAGUUAGUGGUCUUUGUCAUAGACUUUGCAAUUGCAUGUCUGGGACCAAGUGCUGAGUGGCAAUAAAUACCUCAUAACUCUGUUUUAAUGGUCCAGGUACUUCUGCUGACAGUGGAGCUUUGCUGUCUCAUAUACAUUUAUGUAUUGUCUCAGACAAAUGUUUUGCUCCCUCUUGUCAACAGUUGAUGAGAAAUGGUGUUAAGUGUUUCAUAAUGAAACUGAUGUCAUCAAAAA
Molecule: messenger RNA, 3375 nt
Organism: Scylla paramamosain (green mud crab)
Lineage: Eukaryota; Metazoa; Arthropoda; Malacostraca; Decapoda; Portunidae
Exons: 5
Coding region: 613-1902 (429 amino acids)
Source: RefSeq, a predicted model, not a curated record